GGCGCCGAAUCCGACAUCUACCAGUGGGUACAUGUGGAUAGAAUUUGUGCAAUGUGGUUUGAAGCGAGAAAAAAGUCUUGGAGAAUUCGACGUUAUGGCUAAUUUCAGCCACUAUUUCGUAUCCCUGGAGUCGCUAAUUUUAUAAUUUUGUUUCUGAUUCCUCUUUCUCCCGGUGAAACAGUUUUAAUUCUUACCGAAUAUUUAGAUCUUAUUUGCGAUAAUUCUUCCACCUGGUCACUUCCAGGUCAUUCUAGCUUACACUGUAACUUGGAGUUGUGGUAGGUAUUGAGUAUUCCGCAAGGUCGUAUGAAGGUUUUUUCUACAAGCAAUGCUUGGAGAAUGCAACUCAAGAAUGGCGAAUGUUGAGAACUUGAAGCUUUUUAGGUCAUUGGCUUGCAGCUUGCGAGGGUUUUGUUUUCCUUUGUUUUUUUCUUUCAGGAGUCAGUGAGUUGGGUGUUGCGACGUGGAUUCAGACAAUGGAACUGGAUUAGGAACAAGAGAUUAGUGUCUUUCUGUGCAGUGAAGGUGUAGGAUUCAAGUCAAAUACUUUUCAGGGAUGGUAUGGGAGAGAGUCGUGUCAGAGGAAGAGCAGUUCCUUCUUUGAGUCACUGAGAACCAGCUUAAGUACUGUUCCGGCGACCUAGAAGUAUCGAAGUGUACAUAUCGAGAGUAAGAGAGGAUUUUACGGGAGUUUUUAUUGCAAUUAUGUCUGGAAGAUCUGGGGCAGGAGGCUAAUGAGAUCAUUUUCAACGUGGGUUUUAGAUCAAUAGGGGUUGGGAAGUAUAUUUGGGAGAGUGCUGAGUAUGUGGUCGUGGUUUUAGAGGCGAGAAUUUGUUAAGAUCGGAGACUAAAAUGAUGCUGCCUCUUGCAAAGCUGGGGACACUUGUGUUGAGAACCCUCAGCAAACCUUUGGCUAGUAGAUUGAAGCAGCAAGCGGCGCAUCACCCUCGGUUUCGGGAGAUUAUUAUCAAUUUCGCUCAGUCUAAUCAUAGAUUUCAAGUGAACGUGCAAAGACGGAUCUAUGGCCAUGCUACAAACGUGGAAAUCCGGCCACUGAAUGAGGAGAAGGCUGUUCAAGCUGCUUCAGACUUCCUUGGCGAAGCUUUCAUCUUCAGUGUUGGAGGAGGUGUGGUUAUAUAUGAAGUUCAGCGAAGUGCUCGUUCUGAAGCUCGAAAAGAAGAAGCUCGCAAACAAGAGUUGGAGGACUUGAAGAAGCGAGAUGAGGUCGUUGCUGUCGAGCUUGACAUGUUACGGGAUCGAGUGGAGGAGCUAGAGCGGAUGUUGAAAGGAAGAGGUAUCACAAGCUGGAUACCCGGCAUAAACAAGUCAGAGGAGAAGGGCCAUGUACGCACAACGUUUCCUCAAAACCCCUCCGAAAUGGAUCAAACAGCAAAACAGUAGUGUCAACCUCGGUUUCAGCUUCCGUUUAUUUCAUCUUGAUUGGUGGCAAAGGACCAAAAGAACGCUUAUGUCCCAUCAAUGGCGUUUCAACGAGGAUGCAACAUUCGGAGAUACUAUUAUCUCAUAGUAGCGUAUGUUAGACAGAAGAGACACCAAAUAUUUGGAUACUGCUUAGCAGGCAGUGUUUUCAGUCAGUCGUCGGUUUAGUUUCCGAAUUUAUCCUGGUAUGGUAACUUUGUAGGGUGAUUGUUCUUUUGGAUUCGAGAUUUAUGAAUAUCCUUAUUGAAUUUCAUGAUCCUUUUUCUAAAA
Messenger RNA from Physcomitrium patens, 1710 nucleotides. RefSeq lists its product as uncharacterized. Gene Ontology annotation, cellular component: mitochondrion. Lineage: Eukaryota; Viridiplantae; Streptophyta; Bryopsida; Funariales; Funariaceae. Gene Ontology annotation, biological process: regulation of lipid metabolic process. The record is from RefSeq and is a predicted model, not a curated record.